This is a messenger RNA of Xenopus tropicalis (tropical clawed frog), 3693 nucleotides long. RefSeq names its product pentraxin 4 (gene ptx4). The record is from RefSeq and is a predicted model, not a curated record. Bases 950 to 2926 code for a protein of 658 amino acids. Lineage: Eukaryota; Metazoa; Chordata; Amphibia; Anura; Pipidae. The transcript has 3 exons.
UUGGCUCCUCAAGAAUACUCCAGGAGUCUGCAGAACUCAUCUAUUUGUGGACCAAACCAUCGACUACUUGGGGUGGGGGAGUGGAGAGAGAGCGAGUCAGGAAUCAGAUGGGCCGGGGAGCUGAAGGGAAGUAGGCAGCUCUGCUAAUUGGGAGGGGACAGUAAGUUAUUAGGAUAUCAGCAACGGAAAGGUGGACAAUUAUUAGAAAGGUAUCUAAGGAGACAGAAUGUUCUGUUGAAGGUGGAAUGAAGAUCUUAAGUUGACCCUGGAAAAUAAUGAAAGAAGGAAACUGGAGACGUUGAAUUAAAACUGAGAAUCUAAAACCCUGAAUUAUAUACAGCAAGAAGCUGGAGGAACAGCAGCCGCACCAUGUGCUGAGCCAAGUGCCUUGGUCCUACUGUUCCAGUGACGCCUCUUGGUCCUACUGAUUCAGUGACACCUCUUGGUCCUACUGAUUCAGUGACGCCUCUUGGUCCUACUGAUUCAGUGACGCCUCUUGGUCCUACUGUUCCAGUGACGCCUCUUGGUCCUACUGUUCCAGUGACGCCUCUUGGUCCUACUGAUUCAGUGACGCCUCUUGGUCCUACUGUUCCAGUGACACCUCUUGGUCCUACUGUUCCAGUGACGCCUCUUGGUCCUACUGUUCCAGUGACGCCUCUUGGUCCUACUGAUUCAGUGACGCCUCUUGGUCCUACUGUUCCAGUGACGCCUCUUGGUCCUACUGUUCCAGUGACGCCUCUUGGUCCUACUGAUUCAGUGACGCCUCUUGGUCCUACUGUUCCAGUGACGCCUCUUGGUCCUACUGUUCCAGUGACGCCUCUUGGUCCUACUGAUUCAGUGACACCUCUUGGUCCUACUGUUCCAGUGACGUCUCUUGGUCCUACUGAUUCAGUGACGCCUCUUGGUCCUACUGUUUCCUCCAAGCCAGAAACUUCCCUUAAAAACCACCAUGUUCCGGAUAAUGGUCCUGACUGCUUUAUGUCUCCAGGGUGUCCUCCUAGAACAGACCCGGGUUCUGGAGCAGAGAAAACCGUUUUUCGAGCGCUUCCGCAGGCUAGAGGAACAGUUUCGCCGGUUCCAAGAGAUAACACUUCAACGUCUUCAGGGCAUAGCAGAAAAUUACAACCUCUCGUACAAUAUAGAUGCCCGCUUCCAAGACUUAAUCGACCAGCAGAGGUCCAUUACAGAGGCCCUUAAUUCAACCAAUGAAGUCAAUCAGAGGGAAAUCGAUGGGGUGAAAUUCUGGCUGAAGAAACUCCAAAGGAAAACAAAGAAGCUUGAACUAAAGAUCUCCUCCCUAGAGGAGUCCCUGACUCAGAGAAACAAACAGGAGAUGAAAGAUAAGAAGGCAAAUGAUGCCGUCAUCUCAAACUUGACCUCAGCAAUGGCCAGUCAGAAAAGGCUGAUUGUCCAGCUAGUUAUGGACAAGAAAGCACUGCAAAAAUCCCUGGAUAUAUUUCAGGAUUCCAUUCAAAGACAGGGAAGCAAAAUAACUGCGCUGGAGGAGAAAUUCAAAGUCAUGAUGCAAAAUGAGAUUUUGCCACCAAGUGGUCUGACCGCAAAGCAAGACCUGAACCGGACUCCUGAUAAGAACAUUCCAGGACCUCCAGGGAUUAAUCCAAAUCCUAUAACUGCCCAACACCGAAUGGCAAAGCUUCAGUCCAAGCACAACCAAAUGAAGAGGAUUCAUGAAGAGCAACAAUUGCUUAUCCCGUCCAAAAUGAUGAUGGCGUCUAUGGCAGAGCAACAUGGAGCUAAGAACAUAAGCUUCCCAGUGGGAGAACCUCAGGGGAACAUCUCAAAGAGGUUGCCAGAAGAGCAAGAUUAUGUGACAGAGAACGUAAGGUUGCCAAAGGAUGAACAACAUGGAAUUGUAACAAAGAAUGUAGGAACAACAGAGGAAGAGUUUGAUUAUGUGACAAAGAACAAGCGAUGGCCAGAGGAGGAACAACAUGACUACAGGCCAACUAAUCCAAGCUUGCCAGAGGAGGAACAACAUGACUACAGGCCAACUAAUCCAAGCUUGACAGAGGAGGAACAACAUGAUUAUAGGCCAACUAAUCCAAGCUUGCCAGAGAAGGAAGAACCUGAUUAUGUGACCAAAAACAUGAGGUUAGCAGAGGAUAAAGAGUAUGAAGGCGUGACGGGCAUGCCGGAGAGAGAAAGCCCAGAGGUACAAGGAAGUAGGCCCCCAUCAGCAGUAACAGAGACCCCAAGAGAGUCCAAGGAACAGAGCACUACUGUGCUGAGCACUAAGGAGCAGCAAACCAAGAAACCUGGCACAAUAUGUAACGUGGACUCCAUGUUGGUGUUCCCCAAUGCUUCCACUGAAAACUUUGUCACCUUCAGCAAAGGCCUAAGACAUGGACUUCAUGAGCUGUCCAUCUGCAGUUGGGUAAGGACCGAUGCCAAUUACCUGGGUACCAUACUUUCCUAUGCAACAGAAGAGAAUGAUAACAAGUUGGUGCUUCAUGGCAGGAAUGGAGCCGCCUAUGACGCCCUUCACUUUGUCAUAGGGGAUCCCGUGUACCGGGAGUUGCCCGUGGUUCCUUUUCUGGAUGGCAACUGGCAUCACACCUGCUUUAUCUGGUCUGCCAUCCAGGGCAAAUACUGGUUUUACGUUGACCGAAGGUUGGCGUCUACCGGCUCCAGAUUUCAGAAGGGCUAUGAGAUCCCUCCAGGAGGGUCGCUGGUUCUUGGACAGGAGCAAGAUACCUUGGGUGGCGGUUUUGACAGCUCAGAAGCAUUUGUGGGAAACCUGGCCGGUUUUGCAAUGUGGAACCGUGCUUUAACACCAGGUGAGGUCUCUGGUAUAGUCAUUGGGAAAGGCUUGCCGAGAGGCACCAUCUUCACAUUGGGAGAUGAACCAUCACUCCAUGGAUCCGUGCAAAAAGUAAGCUGUACCUGCUUGGAAUACUGUAUGUAACUAUGUACCUGGGCAGAACAUUGGGCGUUCCAUGGCUCGGAACACUGUGAGAGCCAGAACUUGUGUGUAUUAUAUACAAUUCAAUAUGUACCAUAAACUACCAAUCAUAAUGCUGGUAGCAAUACAUUCAGCAAGGAGCCAUCACUUCAAGAGAUGGACAUCACCUACACUAGGAUCGACUCACCAAUAUCAGCCAUUGCUUUCUAACUGCUUUCUGUCAUAUUUACAAAUGAAAUAACUCACUGAAGUGCCUGUCUAAAAUAACUGUAUGUGUAAGCCUUUAUUUACAUUUACUUUAGUCAGUGAUAUACAAGAUUCUCUCUCUCUCUCUCUGGAAUUCUGGCCAGUAAAUGAAGCCAAAACAGGCAGGCCUGAUUGGUACAUUACACAGUUAGAGUUAAUGACGUCUUUACCUUAUCUUAUGUCUGUGGGGCCCUAAAGCAUUUUAGGCAAAUUAAAAAUGAUGGGACUUACUGGAGUCACUGGCACUGCACAUGCUCAGAGUGCUCUGUGCCACUCUAGGUGCUUACCCUACAUAAUUUAUAGCAAAAUAAUCAAAACCACACAAUAACAUAAUGAAGUCUUGGGUCUUCACCCUCUCUAUGCCCAGGCUGGUAGAGCACCCCACACAUUAUAUAAUCCCUUGUUGGGCUUAUUAAGACUUCAAUAUGGUUUUAACAAUAAAAGGGACAGUAGUCUAUGCGGUUAACAAAUGUACCAUCAUGUACCAUUAUACUGUGGCUCAAGUAAACCUAUAUAUUAUAAUA